CAUAAUUAUUUCAAAAUUCCAAUUUCAGACAUAACCCUAAUCUCAUGUAUCAGAAACUAACGUCUCUUUCUCUGUGAAAACGUUGCCGUCGCCUCUCUCAACCUUCACGAAUCCGGCGAUUUCCGGCGAUCUCCGAACAACGAUUUGUCGGCUCUCUGCGACAAUCUCCUGCGACAAUCCCUCACGAAAACGGUCUCUGCGACAAUCUCCGGCGACGACCUUUCUCUCUCACUCGUGAGCAAUUUGCUUUUGCGUGGUGGUGCUCUAGAAAGGAAUAAAAUUUUCACUUUUGAUUAACCUCCGUCCAAGCCUUGAACCGUAGCAUAUCAAUUUUAACAACCAAAACCCUAAAACAACAGAACUCCGCAGUUCAGUCAAUCGCUCUGCCGUUCUACCCUUGCAUCCGAUACAAGUUGGAGUUGCACUGAUCUAAACGCCGGCGGAGUUGGCCAUCUGCAGCCAGAAUCUGAGAAAUUCCAGGUUUUGUGAUGGAUGUGGAAUGGUCCGAAUCACGGUAUGAUGAUAGGAAUGACAAAGAUGAUUCUCCUGUGAGGGAGCAUUAUGAUGAUGAUGGGGUAGAUAAGUCUAGCAGGCAUAGGAGCAAGGAUAGGAAGAAGAGUGAUAAGGAACACCGGAGUAAAGACAGGGAUCAGCUCAAGAGGGCUUCUGAGGAUGUAGAGAAGGAUAGGGGUGCUGGAAGGGAACGUAACAGGGAUGAGCGGGAAAAGGACAGGGGUAAAGACGGUAAAGUAAGGGAGAAAGAUUAUGAUAGAGAGAAAUAUAGGGAAAAAGAGCGUGAGAGGGAUAGAGAUAAGAAGGAUCGGGGUAAGGAUAGAGACCGGGAGAAAGAAAGAGAGUUGGAGAAAGAUAGUGAUCGAACGCGCGAGAAGGAAAGAGGAAAAGAGAAAACUAGGGAUAGGGAUAAGGCAAAGGAAAGGGAGCGAGAGAAACAUAGAGAUAGAGAAAGUUAUAGAGAUGGGGAUCGGGAUAAGGGGAAAGAUAAAAUUAGAGAGGAGAGGGAGACUGAUCGAGAUAAAGAUAGGUCAAGGGAUAGAGGAAGUAGAAAGGCUCACGAGGAAGAUUAUGAAUCGGGUAAUCUUGAUGAUAAAGUAGACUACCAUGAAAAAAGAGACGAGGAGGUUGGCAAGCAUGCAAAGGCUUCAAAACUCAAUCAAGAUGAUAAAGAUGGUGAAACAUCAACACACUUGUCACAAAAAGAACUUGAAGAACGUAUCUUGAAAAAUAGUAUUAAGCAACUUCAAAAUAUCAGUCAUCCCACUUUUCACUAUUGUGCUAGUGUGUUUGGGGUUGGUUGUUUUCCGGGAGAUGACACUGUUGCCAAAGAACUUAUGAUUUAUUGUGUGUUUAAGAUUUUCAUGGGUGGAUUAGUGAUAAAAAAUAAUUGGAAUGAUGGCUCACUGAGUAUAUGUGGGCAAAUAGUGAUGAAAGAAACAAGAACAAAUAAACAAUCUGCAGCAGCUUCCGAGAUCUCAUCAUGGGUUAAUAAAAGCCGCAAGCUUGAAAAGAAAAAAGUGUCGCAGCUCUCUAAGCAUUUUGAGGAGCAGGACAACAUCGCAGUAGAGGGAAGUGACGAUGAGGAUACCACCCAUCACACUGAUCACCUGGCGGGAGUGAAAGUUCUUCACGGCCUUGACAAAGUAGCAGAAGGUGGUACUGUAGUUCUGACAAUCAGAGAUCAGCCCAUACUUGCUGAUGGUGAUCUUAAUGAAGACAUUGAUAUGCUUGAGAAUGUGGAAAUCGGGGAACAAAAACGCCGAGAUGAUGCUUAUAAAGCUGCAAAAAAGAAAACUGGCAUAUAUGACGAUAAGUUCAAUGAUGAUCCCUUUGCAGAAAAGAAAAUACUUCCAAAAUAUGAUGAUCCAGUUGCCGAAGAGGGUUUAACUUUGGAUGAAAGAGGAAGGUUCUCAGGUGAAGCUGAAAAGAAACUUGAAGAGCUCCGAAAAAGGUUAACUGGUGUUUCCACUAAUAACUUUGAAGACCUUACUUCAUCUGGAAAGGUAUCAUCAGACUACUAUUCUCAUGAAGAAAUGCUUCAAUUUAAGAAGCCUAAGAAGAAAAAGUCCUUACGGAAGAAAGAUAAGCUGGACAUUAAUGCCCUUGAAGCUGAAGCUAUCUCUUCAGGAUUGGGUGUUGGCGACCUUGGUUCUCGGAAAGAUGCAAAGAGGCAAGCCAUCAAAGAUGAACAAGAAAGAUUGGCAGCUGAAAUGAGAAGUAAUGCUUACCAGUCUGCUUAUGCUAAAGCAGACGAAGCCUCCAAAUUACUUCGUCCAGAACAAUCUCUGUACAAUAAAACAGGGGAAGAUGAAACCCCAGCUUUUGCAGAUGAUGACGAGGAUCUCCGUAAAUCCUUAGAGAAAGCAAGGCGACUGGCUCUUAAGAAACAGGAGGAGAAAGGAGCAUCUGGCCCUCAAGCUAUUGCUUUACUUGCUGCUUCGAAUCCUAGUAAUGAGACUGUUGAUGAUCAAAAUUCUACAGCGGUAGAGUCGAGAGAAAAUAAGGUGGUCUUUACAGAGAUGGAAGAAUUUGUCUGGGGUCUUCACAUUGACGAAGAAGCACGUAAGCCAGAAGGUGAAGAUGUUUUCAUGCAUGAUGAUGAAGAGGCAAAUGUUCCUGUUGAGGAAAAGAAAGACGAGUCUGGUGGGUGGACUGAAGUUAAAGAAACUGAGAAAGACGAGCAACCCAACUCAGAAGACAAGGAAGUGAUAGUUCCCGAUGAAAGUAUACAUGAAGUUGCUGUAGGGAAAGGACUGUCAGGUGCAUUGAAACUGCUUAAAGAUCGAGGAACACUUAAGGAAAGCAUUGAAUGGGGUGGCAGAAACAUGGAUAAGAAGAAAAGCAAAUUGGUUGGGAUUGUAGAGGAUGAAGGAAAGGAAGUACAGAAUAAAAAAGAGAUUCACAUUGAGAGGACAGAUGAGUUUGGGAGAAUAUUGACUCCUAAGGAAGCCUUUCGAAUAAUUUCUCAUAAGUUCCAUGGCAAAGGACCUGGCAAAAUGAAGCAGGAAAAGCGUAUGAAGCAAUUUCAUGAAGAAUUGAAAUUGAAGCAAAUGAAGAGUUCAGAUACACCAUCGUUGUCUGUGGAGAGAAUGAGGGAAGCUCAAGCUCGUAUGAAGACACCCUAUCUUGUUCUCAGCGGUCAUGUUAAACCUGGACAAACUAGUGACCCAAAAAGUGGUUUUGCUACAGUUGAGAAGGAUCUUCCUGGAGGCUUGACACCUAUGCUCGGUGAUCGGAAGGUUGAGCACUUUUUGGGAAUCAAGAGGAAAGCUGAACAAUCAAGCUCAGAUACCCCAAAAAAGACGAAAUCUUGAUUCCUUGGUCUUGUAAUGAAAAGCAUUUCAAGCUAAAAUCCUUAUAUGGUUGCAAUUUGAUUUGAAAUUUUAAUGACAUGAGGGUGAAGAAUCCAUAGAACUCACAUUAUUUUGUAUUCUGUACAUUGAAGAAAUGAGGGUGAAGAAUCCAUAAAACUGAGAGAUGAAAGAGUAAACAAAAAGGCUUGUAUGAGAAUUUUGAAAAUAUGUGGGAAUGGAAGAAUCAAGUGUACAAAACUCUUUCUAGUAGAUUUUAGGAUUUCAGGGAUUAUUGACCUAGUCUAAAUAGAAUUCAACUUUUUAACAAGUUAUUUCAUUAGUCCAGGACCCAAUAAGAACACACACCCUUUAUCAUUCACAGUCUCCAUCUUUUAGCCUCUUCACUCUAAGUCACUUCAUAAUUUUAAGUGACAUUAAUGACAUUUUUUCUAAUAUAUCCUCUAUCAUUUAUUAUUAUUAUUUCUUCUUUUAAUUCUUUAA
Messenger RNA from Vicia villosa (hairy vetch), 3809 nucleotides. RefSeq names its product SART-1 family protein DOT2-like. Gene Ontology annotation, cellular component: U4/U6 x U5 tri-snRNP complex. Lineage: Eukaryota; Viridiplantae; Streptophyta; Magnoliopsida; Fabales; Fabaceae. Gene Ontology annotation, biological process: mRNA cis splicing, via spliceosome; maturation of 5S rRNA. The transcript has 16 exons. The coding region runs from base 489 to 3329 and encodes 946 amino acids. The record is from RefSeq and is a predicted model, not a curated record.